CGGAAACUGAAGUCAUCGCCAGAAAGAAACAGCGACGACGACAAANNCUCAAGCAUACACAUCACAAUGAGCCUUUUUGCAACGUCAAGGGCAUUGGCCUUCCGCCCUAGGGCAUUCGCGACUAUCCAGAGCCCGAUCGCAGCAUCAUGGCGCCGCAACUACGCAACGGACCCCAAGCAGAGCGGAGGCGCUGGACCCAACAUGAACCAGCAAGAGCACAUUAGCGAAGAGGCGGCAAAGAUUGAAAAGAUCCGGGGAGGCUCAGGACCGGACUUGGAAAUGGGUACACCGGUGCAGGAGGAAGACCAGGAAGCACAGAAGAAGGCACCCCAAGUGCUCAAGGACAGCAUCAAGGCCGGCGCGGUCCCUCCCAAGCCUUCGCAAACACGCUCGUUCUCGACAUAUGCCCGCCGCAACCAGGAAUUGAGCGAGCACAACGACAGCCCCUUCGACGACGCCCUUCUCGCAAACACAAACUUUGGUGCUCAGGAGCUCUCUGGCCCUGCCACUCCCAUCGCUGCUGCACCUGUUGGACACAAGUUUGGUCUGCCCGCUCUGCCGCUGCCCAGCAAUGCACACAAAGACUACCGCUACGACCCCGUGGUGCGCCAGUUCACCAACCUGAUGAUGCUGCAUGGCAAGCUCAGUGUCGCCCAGCGCAACAUGUCUACCAUCCUGACGUAUCUGCGCACCCAGUCUCCUCCAAACUACAAUCCCAGUAGACCGCUCUUGCCCGGUGCCCGUGAGUGGACUCUUCAUCUGCCCAUCUACCAUCUUCUCCCGCUAACACUUUCCCACNNAGCCCCACCAUCCCACCUUCCUUUGAACCCUGUCCUUUACCUCACCCUCGCCGUCGACAGCAUCGCCCCCCUCAUGCGCAUCCGCUCACAACGCGGUGCCGCCGGUGGUGGUGUCGCCCUCCAAAUCCCCGUCCCAUUGGGUCUGCGUCAACGCCGCCGCACCGCCUUUGAAUGGAUCCUAGACGCCGCUUCCAAGCGCAAGUCGCGCGGCAGUGGCCGUGACAUGUUUGCCCUGCGCGUUGCCGAGGAGAUUGUCGCCAUCGUCGAGGGCCGCAGCUCUGCUUGGGAGAAGCGUACGGGUAUCCACAAGAUCGCCACCACUGCCAGAAGUAACUUGGGCUUUGGCAGAGUUGGUGGUCCGAGAAGGUAG
Molecule: messenger RNA, 1170 nt
Organism: Aureobasidium uvarum
Lineage: Eukaryota; Fungi; Ascomycota; Dothideomycetes; Dothideales; Saccotheciaceae
Source: the annotation of a GenBank genome assembly